Messenger RNA from Oryzias latipes (Japanese medaka), 6085 nucleotides. RefSeq names its product SET domain containing 5 (gene setd5). The record is from RefSeq and is a predicted model, not a curated record. Gene Ontology annotation, cellular component: Rpd3L-Expanded complex; Set3 complex. Lineage: Eukaryota; Metazoa; Chordata; Actinopteri; Beloniformes; Adrianichthyidae. Gene Ontology annotation, biological process: regulation of DNA-templated transcription.
ACUGUGAUUGUAUGUCAGUUUCGGUAGGGCCUGCGGUGGAUGCCGGCGUGGAGGGGGAUGGGUGCUUCACGAACGUAAGGAUCCGACACAGAACUGGAGCCCCGUAUUACAUACAGCAGACUAUACCCCUGUAUAAACAGCGACUGUAAAUAUGCAGCACAUUAAAAUAAUUUAAGUUUUUCAGCUUUGGAAUGUUUUUAGACACUCAAUGGAUAUAGGACACGCAAGCAAGAAAGGGAAUUUAACUUUCUGGCAGUGUGUUGGAGAUACUGAGAACUUUUUCCUUACGCUUGGAGAGGAAGCUACUUCUGAGGGCAAAGUAUACAGGAGACUCCGAGGCCGAUACACCGGCCUACUUGCCUAAUUGGAAUUGAUGCUGGGAUAAUACAUUUGCGUCGCCUGUACACAUUUGGAAUGCCUCUUUAGGCCCCCCCCAUGAGCGUCGGCUGUGGGCUGCGGCACAGCGGCGCCCCCCCCCAGGAGACGUCUGUUGCUCUAGACUGGACCUCGUGAUUUUUCUCCCUCGUCCCAUCCUGUUCCUCCUCUCCCCCUCCCCCUUCUCCCCUCCUCCCCCCCCCUCCCACGCGUCGCUGUGCUGGACGUCAUGAGCAUAGUAAUCGCGCUGGGAGUCACCACACCUGAGACGUCUUACUCCGAUAUGGCUGCUGGAUCCGACCCUGAGUCAGUUGAAGCGAGCCCUGCAGUGAAUGAAAAAAACUUGAACACCCACAGCUGUGGGAGCGCACAGAGUCAUGGGUAUCGGGGACUACCAUAUACUAUGCAACAGUCUUCCGUUGUGUGUUGUCAGGAUCACAACUAUGGCGCACCCCCUCCCCCCACCCCACCCGCCUCUCCGCCCUCCCAAACCAUCAUUCCCCGCAUGGAGCUUAACGGCGUGGUGCGCAGCUCCCUUUAUCCCAAAUCCACAGAGGAGCACUCUGCCGACAGCGAGAGCUCCUCUGAAGAGGACGGCUCCCCCUGGUGCCACUGCAGCCUGUCGCCAGACGGGCUGCUCGUCAAAUGUGACAACUGCAGGGAGCUGGACAGGAGGAAAGGAGCUGAGGGCUUGCACAGAAAAACUGAGAACGUUUCCGUUGGGGAGAGCAGCGCCACGGAGAGUGGUGAUGAGGAGGUGUCCCCCUCAGCCGUCUCGUACACGGCCACUCAGCACACACCCACCAGCAUAAAGCUCACGGUCAACCGGGUCAAGAGGAGCAAGUCCAAGAAGAGGAAGAAGAGUGCGGAGAAGUCCCGCGGGACUCCAAAGGAGAAGAAGGUUAAGGCUUUUAGAGAGGGUUCUAGAAAGUCCAUGAGGAUGAAGAACUCCACAUCAGAGGCAAGCGGCGUGGACGAGAACACAGCAGAGGGCUGGGAGAACCGAAUCCGACAGUGGACGGACCAUUACGAGGAGGCUCUGGCUAAUCAGUACAGUGCAGACAUCCAAACGCUGCUCCGCCUUUACCGUGCCGCCUCCUCCACCACUGAGAGCGGUGCCACUACGCCUCCUUCUAGCACAGAGCUGCACGUUGCUAUGGACACCAUCAACCGUACAGAGCUGGCCUGCAACAACACGGUGCUGGGCUCACAGAUGCAACUCCAGCUGGGCCGCGUCACGCGGGUCCAAAGACAUCGGAAGAUCCUUAGAGCCGCCAAGAACCUGGAUCCAGACACGCUCAUCAUCGAGUACCGCGGCAAGGUCAUGCUCAAGCAGCAGUUUGAGGUCAAUGGGCACUUCUUUAAAAAGCCUUAUCCCUUCGUGCUGUUCUACUCCAAGUUCAACGAGGUGGAGAUGUGCGUGGACGCCAGGACCUUCGGUAACGAUGCACGCUUCAUCAGGAGGUCGUGCACACCCAACGCCGAGGUUCGACACAUGAUCUCUGAUGGCAUGAUCCACCUGUGCAUCUAUGCUAUCAGUCACAUUUCUAAGGACUCUGAAGUCACCAUUGGUUUUGACUAUGAGUUCAACAGCUGUGACUAUAAAGUGGACUGUGCCUGUCACAAGGGCAACCAGAACUGCCCGGUGCAGAAGCACAAUCUGAGCCCCAGGGACGGCUUGAUGGUCUCCCCCAACCUUCCUCCCCCAUCUGCUCUUGUUGGAGCUGAGACUCGUCGCAGAAAAGCUCGGAGGAAAGAGCUGGAGGGCUGCGUGGCCUCCGACGCCAACAACACAGCUAGUCAGCAGCUGGAGGCCAAGGAUCAUCUGGGAAGCAGCGAUGCAGAGGAAAAACUCUUGGAUGAGACCAAGUUGGAAGAUGGAGAGGAAGGCGAGGUGGAUGAGGAUGGAGUGAACCUGUCCAACAAAAAAACCUUCAACAACAGGAGGAAGAGAGGAGGGGUUGAAGUAAAGCCUGAAGGUGUAGAGACAGAGAACGGGGCAGGAAAUCCCUCAGGAGGCUCCACGGCGCCUCUUAAUGUUGGAGUGGGGAUCACCACACGAAGAACCACCUACAUUACGGAGCCCCCACCAGUUGAAGAGAAGAGCUGCUUACCGAACCCACCUGCUCCAGUUGUUCCCCCAAAACCCACCAGACCAACCAAGCCUCGACCAAAAAGCCGGAUAUCUCGCUACCGCUCCAGUUCUUCCCAGCGAGCCCGGCGGCAGCGGCAGGCUCUUGCCCAGCAGCAGGCAGCAGCAGCAGCAGCCUUGGCACAGGCGGCGUCCGUCCAGGCCGCUGCUCUCAGUGAGGAGGGAUCUCAGGGCUCACACAGCGCUGAGCACGGCCACGGAGACUGCAGUGUAGUGGGCCAUCACCCAGACGGAGACGGUCAGACCUUAAACAGCUUGAACCGAGGCAACCUCCGGCACCCGAAAACCAAGAAGUACCUCGUGACUGAGUGGUUGAACGACAAAAUCCCAGGAGGAGAUAAAGUUCAGCAUGAAGUGUCUGCUGAGCGCCCCCUGAAGAUCACCACUGACCCCACUGUGCUGGCUACCACGCUUAACAUGCUCCCCGGCCUCUCCCACACCUCGCUCAUCUGCACAGCGCCCCGACACUACGUUCGCUUCGGCUCGCCCUUCAACCCUGAGAGGCGCCGGCCCCGCCCUCUUCAACUUGAUGGUACUUAUGGCUGCUACAAGAAGAGGUGGAUCAAGCAGGUGGAGGAUGAGAGCUGCUCUGCCAGCCUGGAGGACGGCACAGAGUCCACUUCCUCCCAGCAGAGCACCAGCAGUAGGUCCACACCCAACCCACACUGUGCAGAGGUCAGCGCUCCAAUUAAAAAGCGCCGCCAUAAGUACAUCAGUGAGAGGACGGCAGAGCCCUCAGACCACCUGCUCCAACCGCUGUCGCCCAUCACACCACCACUUCCAGGGGACUCCCCUCACCCGCUGCUCCACACACCCUGUGGCACGCUGCUGUCCAAUGGCCUCGUCUUCUCGCCCAUGCCAUCGCUGCCCACCAGCCGCUGCAACACGCCUCUGCAGUUUGAAAACAUCUCCUCUCCUGAAGCCUCUCCGGUUCAUCGGCCCGAGUCGGUCUCCCCUCAGCUGUUUCAGGCUGAUUCUGAUGCCUCCAGGCCUCAGUUCCCAGAUCUGUCCCUCCCCUCUACCCUGGAGAGCCCCGUGGCCACAACCUCAGAGGACUUUUCUUUUCCUGGGGGGGCUUCAAGCCAAGAUUCCCAAGGCCCUUCAUGUGCAGGGACCAGCUCGGCAAACCUGUCAUGUCCUUCCUCUGACCCGCAGAACAGGGAGCAGGCCUUCAGGACAGAGUUCAACCUCAUUUACACCUGCUCCCCCCUCAAUGCAAACCUGGGGGCGCACCCUGAGCGCCGCCCCUCUCAGGUGGAAGGAGGCUUCUCCCCUGCCGACUUACACAGUUCCAUGAGCGGACCGGGGCUGCUGGGAGAUAUGUGCUCGGGCUCCAUGUCCCCAUAUAUGGAGCAUCAUUACGGGCCGGCAUUUAACGAAAGCAGCACGCCGCCACACCCCAGCAACCCCCCUCAGAGGAAAAAGAAGGCCCCCCAGCAUUCCCUUAGUCUGCUGACAGGACAGGCAGAUUUCCCGCCUUUAGGUGUAAGAAAUAUGGUGUCUCUGCUGGAAUACCGGAAGAGGAAGCAGGGCGGCAGCCGUGACUCGGAGUUGGCUGGCAGCAGCUCUUCCACGGACGGUGCACACCCCCGUCCUGGCUCCCACUACAGAAACGACUCCCAUCACACUCAUUCCCAUCAGCGGAGGCAGCCCCCGGCCUCCCCGAACACCUGCGUCAGCACUUCCAACCGCUCCCCCUCCAUCCCUCAGACGGAGGAAGUGGGUCUGCCGGAGCAUCACGCAUCCUCACUAAAACCUAAGCUGCAGGACAGCAGCAGUCAAUGGAUGGUCCCGACCACAGUGGAGCGCCUGAGGGAGGGCCAGAACCUGGAGCGAGUGCUGAGGAACUUCAAAAUAGAGCAGAUCUACAAGAGGAGCGGCUCCUCAGAAAGAGAAGCUGACGCUGAGUGGUUUGAGGCGCAUGCAGCACCUGUGGCCCCCUCCAGGAAGAGUCCUCACAGGUUCAGCCCUUCAGGCUUCUCCCAGCAGGACGGUCAGCAGCAGAGCGACAGCCCUCUCCUCCUGCCGACGUCUCGCUCUCCGUUCCACGCCUCCUACAGCCCCUCAUCAGGGCACAGCUUUUACCCCCUCCUGCCCUCCUCCCACCCAGGACUGUCCCAGGAUCAGCCUCCCUCCUCCAGCCCUACCCCCACCUCCUCAGACUUGCGACAGCCAGCAGGUGGCGCACACCAGCAGGGCAGCAGCCACUUGAAACUGAGCCUGCCGGGCAGCGCCUCAGGGGGGGCUUCCAGAGGACAAGGACAGCAAAUGGAGCAGGGUACCCCGGUCCCUGGAGCGGGGCAGCUAACUCGCAGCCUGAAGGCGGGGCUGCAGGCCAGCUCCACGCCGUCUGCAGCAACACAUUACCCACAGCGGGGGGCGCAACAGUUCCAGCACUCGUCUCUGCAGGGAGCCAGCGUUCGGACGCAGUCGGGUGGUGUGUAGGAAGCCCACGGCUAAAGACUCCUGAGGCUGCAGAGGAGCCAGAACUUCUUUUCCUUUCUUUUCCGUUUGUGUUUUUGUUAAAAAAACUGGACCCCCCCCCCCUACCUUCAGUAGGACUCCAAUCAGUGGAAGUUGUGAUCCUCUUUGGUUAUAAAAGGAAGUGCAGGUAAUCAUGUGUAACUUGAAAUUGUCCUCAGUGUGCAGACAGAUUGUACAGCCAUGGUUGUCGUCAUGGUAACUGGACAAACCCGUCAGGAGUUGCUUUUGUGUUGGGGGGGGGGGGGGGGUGACACUAUGUGCUAGAUUGUCAGUCCCCCACUACCCUCAGCUCAAGGCGUGGGUCUUGUCCUGCUCCACUGAACUGGUUUUGGUUUCCCCUGCUGUACUGGUCAUGCACAGGUCUAAUGGUGCUGCAUCCUUUCCAAGAGAAGUCCACGUCUGCGCACUUUCACCUGCUCAUGACGGAGGCGGGGCUUCACCAGACUGUGGCUUCAUCCGGGAAUCCGGACGUCUGCUUUUUUUCUCUGACCAAUCUUUGCAUUCCACGACUUGGAGUUUGGAGGGGGGGGCAUUCGAACUGUCCACGCACCAAAACGCUGCUACACCCCACUCCCCCUCCCCACUCCCCCUGCCAGCUUCUCCUAUGAUCAGCAGAUGCAGCUCUUUUAGAACUAGACACAUCGUGGACAACCCCCCACCCCCAAACCUCUGACCUGCCACUACAAGCCCCCCCCCAUUCAGGAGGGCCUCACAUGACAUGAAUGUUUGACACGUUAAAGAGUGGAGACCCAAAAUGAACCAGCACCUUAAACAGAAGAUGACCUAAACUCGCGUUGGGAUUUCUCUGAGUGCGCACAGAAAGAAUGUGACGGACAGAUUUUAUUGUACACUGAAUCCACGGUGCUCGUCCGCAGGGCCUAGCCGCCAGCCCCCGUCAGCUGCUUUGGAGGGAGUGUUAUUGGGUUCCUUCAAAAACCAGACACGUUCUUUGUUUUGUAAAAUGUUUCAGUUCUGUUUUUCACUUCAAAGUAGAAACUAUUUCAAUUGUUCUUUCAGAGAUUUAAGAAGCGAGAGAUGUAACACGUUUUGAUAAUAAAAUAAUCAUGAUGUGAA